Molecule: messenger RNA, 1146 nt
Organism: Colletotrichum truncatum
Lineage: Eukaryota; Fungi; Ascomycota; Sordariomycetes; Glomerellales; Glomerellaceae
Product: isocitrate nad-dependent
Biological process (GO): isocitrate metabolic process; tricarboxylic acid cycle
Cellular component (GO): mitochondrion
Molecular function (GO): NAD binding; isocitrate dehydrogenase (NAD+) activity; magnesium ion binding
Source: RefSeq, a predicted model, not a curated record
AUGCUGGCCGCCCGUACCUUCGCUGCGCCCAUUAGGCGGCAAGCCCUGCGCGCCGCUCCCCGCGCCGCCGCCGUCUCCCAGUUCCAGAACUCCAGAUUCUACAGCGAGCGUGUCGCUAAGUUCAACGGUGUCAAGGACUCCAACGGCAACUUCCCGGUCAGCUUGAUUGAGGGUGACGGUAUCGGUCCCGAGAUCUCCCAGGCUGUCAAGGACAUCUUUGCCGCGGCUAAGGCCCCCGUCACCUGGGAGCCCGUCGAUGUUACCCCCAUCCUCAAGGAUGGCAAGACCGCCAUCCCCGAUGCUGCCAUUGAGAGCAUCAAGCGCAACAAGAUUGCCCUCAAGGGCCCCCUCGCUACCCCCAUUGGCAAGGGCCACGUCUCCCUCAACCUGACUCUCCGUCGUACCUUCAACCUCUUCGCCAACCUGCGUCCCUGCCGAUCCGUCGCCGGCUACAAGACCCCCUACGACAACGUCGACACCGUCCUGAUCCGCGAGAACACUGAGGGUGAAUACUCCGGCAUCGAGCACGUCGUCGUCGAUGGCGUCGUCCAGUCCAUCAAGCUCAUCACCCGCGAGGCCUCUGAGCGCGUUCUCCGUUUCGCCUUCCAGCAAGCCCAGGAGAUUGGCCGCAAGAAGGUCCGCGUCGUCCACAAGGCCACCAUCAUGAAGAUGUCCGAUGGUCUCUUCCUCAAGACCGGCCGCGAGGUCGCCAAGGACUUCCCCGACAUCGAGUUCGACGCUGAGCUGCUCGACAACACCUGCCUGAAGAUGGUCACCGACCCCCUCCCCUACAACGACAAGGUCCUUGUCAUGCCCAACCUGUACGGUGACAUUCUCUCCGACAUGUGCGCCGGUCUCAUCGGUGGCCUUGGUCUUACCCCCUCCGGCAACAUCGGUGACGAGUGCUCCAUCUUCGAGGCCGUCCACGGCUCCGCCCCCGACAUUGCCGGCAAGGGUCUGGCCAACCCUACCGCUCUCCUGCUCUCCUCCAUGAUGAUGCUGAGACACAUGAGCCUCGGCGAGUACGCCGACAGAAUCGAGAAGGCCGCUUUUGAUACCCUUGCGGAAGGAAAGGCCCUGACUGGUGACUUGGGUGGUAACGCCAAGACCCACGAGUUCGCCAACGCCAUCAUUUCCAAGUUGUAA